AUAGAGUGUUCAAUGGAACAAACAAACAGUGGUAUACAUGUAGGCUCCAUAACACCAUCAAAAGUAACAUUCAUAAUGUUAGAGGGAGAAGUAGACACAUCUCAGAUGAACCUACCUGGGUUCACAGAUGAGGCCUACCCUGAUAUAUUCAACACCAUACCCCCUCAACCAUCUGAGAAGAAGCCAGGUCAACUGACACCCAAGCAACUGGAGCAGUUCUUUGAUAAGGGCUAUGUAUUGAUUAAGGAUUACCUAAAUGUGGAAGAGCUGAAUGCCUGUAAAGAUGCUAUAGAUGUUAUGGUUGAUGAUCUUGCUGAACAGCUUUUUGAGGAGAAGAAAAUAAAAAGGAAGUACAGGGAAUUUGGAUUUUACCAGAGGCUUGCUAGACUUGAGGAAGAUUGUCCAGGAGCAUGUGUCAUGCUGCAUAAAUUAGGCAAAUUGCCAAAGGCAUUCCGUGACCUCUGGUCAAAUGAAAAACUUCUCAACAUGAUGGAGCAGCUGAUAGGUCCAAACAUUGCUGGUCACCCUGUUUGGAAUCUUAGACCUAAAGUUCCACAGAAUGAGGCAACUACUGUACCUUGGCAUCAGGAUUGUGGCUACCUUGAUAGUGAUUCCUAUAGUGUUUUACAACCCACAGCCUGGAUUCCUCUAUUAGAUGCAACAGAAAAGAAUGGAUGCCUUCAGGUGAUAAGAAAUAGUCACAAGUCUGGGAAAGUUGCUAAACACAACUGUUGCUGGGGUACGACACAUUACGUGAUGCUGGAUGAAGAAGAAUCCCCUAAAAUACUAGGUUGUGACUUAAAGAAAGACAGGGUAACAUGUGAAGUGCCAUUUGGAGGCUUGCUGCUGUUCAACAACCUAGUGGUACAUAGAAGCUUGAACAACCUGUCCGACACAAUUCGUUGGAGCCUGGACCUGCGUUGGCAGACACAUGAGAAACUGUAUGGAUUCUAUGAUUUGAAGUUUGGAAUACCAAUGAGAAAGACUGCUGAUCCUCUUUACCAGAUUGACUGGUCUGAGUUUAAUGUUUCGAAGAAAUAUGACACGUCUAAUCUAUUGAUGCCAGGACCAUGGAUGAACAAGUGGCCAAUCACACAUCACAAUCAACACACCAAGGAGAUAAUAAAGGCAGGAGUGACAAGGCCCACGUGGCAUAAUUAAGACUUUGCACACGCCAGGCCCGUAGCCAGAGGGGGAGCUGGGGGAAGUUCUUUCAAAAUCAUGCAGUUUUUCACCAUUCUGAGAAUUUUUAGCAUUAUUUUUAGCCAAAAUUGUGAAAAAGCUCCCGCCUUGGAAAAAGCUCGCCC
This is a messenger RNA of Owenia fusiformis, 1307 nucleotides long. The record is from the annotation of a GenBank genome assembly. Lineage: Eukaryota; Metazoa; Annelida; Polychaeta; Sabellida; Oweniidae.